UCUGAGCUCUCCCUGGAGUCUUCUCUUCUCCAGGUGAGCAUUCCCAGCUCUCCCAGCCUGGCUCCAGAGCAGAGGGGCUCCAGCCCUUGGAGCACUUCCCUGGCUUUCUGGCCUUACUACUCUCUGAGUAAAUAAUUUCUUCUUCACCUCAAAUCCAAAGCUGCAAUUUUAAUUGCUCAGUAGCCGUUUGUCCACAGAGUCACAGUUGUCCUGUUGCUCUUUACUCUGUAAAGUCAAAACAAAAGGUUUCAAAGGCACCACAAGAUCUGCACACUGAGCAGUCCCCUUGGAACAGGAUCUUAAACAAGCUGAAUCUUGGCUACCUUUUUGUCUGCUGACACGAGGUGGUGUUUGGAGAUUUCAGUGAUGGCCUUUUGCACUCAGUAAGAGCUUGCUGAAUUCUGGAGCUCACGUAGUUCUUUCCAGCAGGUGGAGCAUCAGCUCAUUCACUGACUGCAGGCACAGGAGGGAAAAAAGAAAUGUCCAGCUCAGCUUAUAACGACAGCAGCUCUGUGCCUGGCUGCCCUGGGAGGCCAAGGGAGGAGUAUCUCUCUCCUGAGAGACCUUUGUAGCCAUGAAUUGCACAUAUCCACACUCUUAGUCUCUCAUACAAGCUUUUGUUUUCAUCUUGUCAAGCAUAAAGAGCAAAGAAGUAGAAGGAGUAUACAGGGAAGGCCAAAGCCUUUUCAUCUCCGCUGCUGGGAUUUGAGUGACUGUUAGAUUUAGAAAAAAAUAGGGAAUUCUGUGUCCUGUGAACAUGAGAAUUUUCCCAGAAAUCUUCAACUGGUGUGUUUUUGGAAAUAUGAAAAUGAAGAAUUUUAAACAGGAGGAUUCUCACUAAGAAACACUUUACUGAAAGGAAGCUUUUUUGUCAUCCUCCUCUUAGCAUCAGUAGGAACUGUUUUCCUUUAAAUGUCUGUCUCUGGCUCCCUGGGUAUUUAAUUUACUGAAGAGUCUUUGCAGGUAAAAGUUCACUGGGGAAAUGCUAGGAAGGAACAAAAAAAUCCAACUUGUCCAGAAGAGUCAGUGUAGCUACCUGAGCCACGUGUGAAGAAGAAUUUUGUCAGCACCUGCAGUGUGGGAGAGGGAUCCCUGCAGGGGCAUUAUUGGACAUCCCCAGGGUGUGAAGGCAGAGAUGGGGCAGUGCCCAGGGCUCCCUCCCUGUCCUGCCCUGCCCAGAGCCCCUCAGACCUGGGCUGGCUUCUUUAGGCUCAUCGUGAACCACAGCAACAUCUUUUGAUGGAUGAUCUGGUGUAAUCAAAGAGUCAGGGUUGCCCUACAUGAGCACCAUGUUAUCCAGAGGAUGCUUGAUGUGAGUUCAUGUCUGUAGCUUUUCUUCUUACAGCUUCAUAUCCCUUCAGAGUUAAUUGGUAAUUAUACCUCCACGCUCCUUUCAGGCCUUAUUUAUAACUACCCAGGUACAAGGAAUGCUGUUAGAGAGUCACUGCCAGUCUCUCCACUCUAAAAAUCACACUAUUUUAUCUCUUUAUUCUCUUAUCAGCAGCCCCUGUUAUCUACUGCCAAGGCCUAUCCAAAACACUUAUCAGAACUUAACUGCAAUGUCAUGAAUUAAAAAGGGUGCUGUGCCAAUGUAAGGCAAGUGGGAAUUAAUGGGCACUAAUAUAUUCUUUGUCAGGUUUAUCACCUGGAAGUAUCAGUGAAGUGGAUGAGAGUAGGGAUUUUUUGUUUCUCUCUUAAGGUAAUCUCUAAAACAUUAACCAGACAAACUGUUAUGAAAUGAAAACAUUUCAAAUGGCAAAGAAUAUUUUAGAACUCUUGCCCCUUGAAAACAGUCUUUUAUUCAUUGUUAACAAUUAUGGAACUGUUUUCUGAAGUACUUUGGAGUAGAAUAGUUAUUUGUCUGGAAUGUCUGUCUUGAGCUACAGAGCUUGUUCUUGACCUGCCCCCUCUGUAAUCCUUUCCAGGAUUACACUGGAGGAAAGCUGUAUCUCUAAUUUAUGGGCAGUAUUCUAUUAUCUAGUCUAGUUUGUUAUUUUUAAAGUUGUGACUCUUUAUCUGUUCCCUCCCCACUUUGUCAUCUAACUCCACUGAACAGGUGAGAGGAUAACUUCCCUCAUUAAGGUGUGAGGCAUUUUCCUAUUAAUUGAAUUACUGGAAUGAUCCUUUGCCACGUGAUUUAAAAGAAUUAGGAUCAUUUCUGGAAGCUACCAUGGGAGAUUAGAAAUAACAAGUAAUAGAGAUUUCUUGGUUUCUUUACAAAUGAUGAAUUUAUAUAGGAGUUUCCAGGCAACAAAUGUGCUUGAUGAUUAUUAGAGCACAGAUCAAAAGAAGUAAUCAGUUCUCCUCCAAGAUAUCUUUGACUUCCCUGAAAUUCAGCGAUGUGAAAUCACCAUCUGUCAACUCAAAAGCAACCUAGCACAUCCUGCAGGAGUCAGGGUGGAACUUGUGCCCAUCUUUUUAUUGGCAAGUAGAGUAUUUUGCAGAACAGAUCCAUAUUAUCUGUUUCCAAAGUCCAGAAAGAAACGAGAGCAAGUAACUUCUGCAGUAAAUCAGAAUGAGUAAACACACCAGUGUUGUGGGAACUCGAGUUACACUCUUAAUUUGUUCUGUCUGUUGUUUGUUGUGAAGUGAGAAUUUGACAGGAGUUAGAAACAGAGAUUUAUUUUCCAUGUGUGGGCUGAUGCCAGAUUUUGUGCUGAACUUUAUUCUUCUUGUCUCUGGAGCUGGAAGGUUUAUUUUGUGUUUGAAGGUUUCUUUAGCUGCAGUGAGAGAUUCAUGCUCAUGGCAUGGUAUGGUGUGCACCUUGAAGUGGGCAGCUGGAAGUUGCUGAGUGCUCUUCUGUGACAGGUCAACUCUUCUUAUAAUCUCUUUGUAUUAACUUUCAUUUUAAUAAUUUUUUAGGAAGCAAGAUUAAAAUAUGCUGGUUACUGUUAAAAUCAUGUCUGACAAUACUCAUUCCAAACGUCCAAUCCUUUAACUGCAGUUACUUCAGAAUUCCUCAGACUGGGCAAUUUUAUAUGGUUGUAAAGUCAAAUUUGGAGAAAAGUUUUAGAGAGAGAUUAUCAUGCCUUCAGUAAUAUAGUUGGAAAACACUGAUAAGCUUUGACAUACAGUUGUUUCAUCAGAUCCUGCAAAGUGAUAGAGACCUUUCUGCUAAAGUCAUGCUUGAAGAGUUCAGCUUGAGCAGUUCAGCUCUUUGUGAUUUGUGAUGGCUGUAGGUAAGGCAUGCACAUGCCAAAGCAUGAAACAUAAAGUUCUGAAAUAUAUUAAUAAAGUUUCAUUUCAAAAGUCUGAAAUCAGAUUUAGCUUGAUCUCCUGGAGGCAUUGCAAACAGGCUGAGCUUUGACAAACAAAGCGCAUGUGAAAAGUGCUUUUAUGGAAAUGAUUUGCUGAACUUCACCUCCUUGGGCUCAUAUUCUGCAAUUCCAUUAGCAGUAUAUCUUUGCUGGCAAAACAUUACCGUGUUUUUGCUUUUAGUUGGAAAGUUACACAAUUAAAACCAGAGACUUUAAAAGUGGAUUUAUUCCGGAUCUCCCAGAGCAGAGUUAUUAAUAUGUAAUAGUUAAAACACUAAAAGUUUUUAAGUAGAAAUUAGGUAAUAUUCAUUCAUUGUGUUUGCACACUUCCUAUGUGUAUAAUUUCACACUUUAUGUGGAAAAUACACUUUUAAAAAAAAGUUCUCCAUAAUAUCUGGAUGAUGUGCUUCAUGGUAUCAUGGCUGUUGAUCUCAAAGAAAGCAGCGUGGAGCGGUUCCUUUGGAAACACAGGAACUGGCUCUUCAUGCUGCUUCAGUGGAAGGUGACCGUGCAUGACAAACACACAAUUCCAUGCUGCAAGAAACUCCUGACACCUUCAAUCCCUGCACUCCUCUGUUGGCCACAAUUUGCAGAGCAGUCCACUGCCCAGCUCAUCGCUGUCCACACAUUUCUGUAAUGUGGCUGUGGAAAAGUUUUCCUGCUACUGGGAUCAAAACAUGGGAAAAAUUACCGGAAUUUGGCAAAUUCUGGUUAUUUGAAAAAUUACCAGAAUGAAGAAUUUGGCUUGAUUGCAUUUUUUUGCCACUAGUCUCACUCAGUUGGUGCUGUUCAGGUGUAAGAGGGGAUUGUGUUUCUGUCUUCUCAUGUGGUUCUCGGGGCUUUGUUCAGCAUUUGGUAGCACUUGAUGUGUGAUCUGUGGCCCUGAAAUCAGGCAGCAUUCCCAAAGGUCACUGGUGCCAGGUGUAGGCUCAGACAAAAGGAAGUUAAAACAUCACACAAGGCCAUAAAUGUGGCAGAUAACACAGAGAAGGGAUCUAACCCAUGGUUCUGUCACCUGGGUGAGGAGCAUUUUCUGAACUGCAGUGACAGGAAAGUUGUGGGAAGUGAGUCUCAGCUAGUUUUGAGUUUUGUAUCCCAUCAAAAUUUUGAAAAACUCCUUUUAAUGCUUUGAAUACAAGGAAGUGGAAUCUCAAGUGUAGCCCAAAUAUGGGCAUUAGGAAUGAAAAAUUAUGGUAAAAACUCAUCAGUAAACUAAUCUUUGGAACAAAUUUUUCUGUAUUGUGGAUGUUAUCUGACAUCAGGCAGCAGAGCAUGAAAAAUAAAUCUGCUGCUUCGCAUCUCUUUGACAGUGAUUAGAAUUUUGCAUAGGGAGAAGGAAAAAUAGAAAUCUGUGGACGGAUAAAUAACUGAGGUGCUUUUGUGGUUUUGCUGUCCUCACUUUCAAAGAGUGGGGCUGUGCAAAAGCUUGAUGGCUCUAAGGUGGCUGCUUUUUUUCAGGAGGAGCAGAGCUGCGUCUCACAGCUUCACUGUGGAUGGCUGUGCUGCAGGGACAGCCAGGGACAGGAGCUGCCCUGAUGAGGUGUCUGUGAGGAAGGAAAGGUCAGGAAACAGCCUGGCAAGGUGGUCACAUGUGCAGGUGGCAGUUGCUGACAAAGGAUGUGAAGAGACCAAGUAGCAGGACUUGUCCUGAUGGUGGAGAAAUAAAAGGUACAACACAACUAAGGUCAAAGUGACCAGGAAUAGGUAGGAGUUUAGUCCUUGGGAAGAGGAGGAAGUCUCAGGUGCACUCUAGGGUCAUGUGAAAAUUACAGGAAAGCUGAAUUUUUACAGCUCAAGAAUUAUAUGUAAUGCUACUAGGAAGAAUUAAAGGCAUUUGUAGCAGUUUGGAGGGAAAAAAGCCCCAAAGAACAAAAAGCUAACUCUUGCAUAAGUGAGUGAGUAGUAAGAGCAAGGUCAGUGGGACAGAGGGAACCACUGAUGGAUGGCAUGAGGAAUACUUUAAAUACCUUUCUCCUUCAUCUGUAAACUUAGAACUAAAGCUACAGUGAGUUAGAGACUUCAGGAAAUAGAGUUUCCAGUUGUCUGGAAAUAAUGGCAUGUCGUCAUGUGCUUCAUCCAUCGUGUAGCAGACUAAGCAGAGGAUGGAUUGGAGCAAUGUGGUCACUUCAAGAGUAUGAAAACUACAAGAGAGAAAAAAGCCAGCCAAUGUUAAUAGGUGAGAAAGUUAUAACUGAGGAAGUGUAAAUCAGUCAGAGUAACUGUUAGAAUGAUCCUAGGGGAAAAAACCCCAAAGCAGCCAUUUCUGUGCAUGUUGAACUUUUCAGGAGAGAGAUGCAGAGUCACUGGGGUUUGUGGAGAGCAGGUUAUACCAAAGGGGUUAGUUAAACAACAGCCUUCAAUAAAUUUUUGGUUGAGACGAACUUUAGAGGAGUGCUAGCAACAGAAAGUAUUAGUAUGGAAUAAAAAUAAAAUUAACUUUAUUAAAAAUUAAUUUAAUAAAAAUAAAAUUAAUUUUAUUUAUGUAAACAAAAUUACAGUAUGGGAUACUGGUGACACAACUGUGUAAUUGGGUAAGAAAUAAAGAAAUAUGAAAGUUUCUUUAUUUUGGCCGGAGCAGCUCUGUACCCAAAUACAGAUGUGUGGGUCUCACAGCGCAAAAAUGGGUCUGGUCACAGGGUAAACUGGAUUAUUGUGUUGAAAAGAGAACAAUCACUGAGGGAUGGAGGCAGCCCUGUUCCUGAGGGACAUGUGGGGUAAGCUCUCUGAGCUUUCCAGCUGGAGGUACUGUGCUUCAGGAGGAACCACUUGGAAGAAGCAGAGGAAUGCAGCAGGAAUGGGUAGAAAUCCUGGAGAAAGGCCUUGCAAAGAAGGAAGGAAUCAGAGCUCCUGAGUGAAAGGAAGAUUGGAAUUAUAAAUGCUGAGAUACCUAAAUUGCUGCUGGAGGGAAGGAAAUUAUACUUCCUAUGUGCCUGUGAUGGAUCAAAGAAAUUAUGGACUAAAAUUUCAACAAGGAGGAUUGAGAGGGGACAUUAGGAAAAUCCUGCUGUUAUGAAAAGCUAUCUUGAGAAGUGAGAGCACUUGGUAAUGUGCAGGCUCUAUUGCUGGAUGCCUUCCUUGCUGGGUUGGGAUAAUGUCACGUCGUGUAUCAGGAAUAGUUCCUUAGACCAGGUGAGCAGGCUGCACCACCUCUCAAAUCCCCAUUUUUAGUCUUCAGGUAUUAAUAAUUACAGAUUUUAAAUUUAUGAGACACAUUCCCCAUCAGAGUUGGUCCAAGAUAGGAAGGGAACAGAAGAGCUCUGCCAGCGCAGUUAGUUGGAAACUGCACUUCAUUUUGCUCCCAAGCUUUUUAUUGGGCUGUGACUCAUUUAUUGGGGUUCUUUUUUGCCUUUCUAUGUACCCUGACUGGUAAAUACAGUCCCCUUCAAUAGAUGCCCUAUGUGAGUACUUGCCUUCAUAAACUGGAGUGGAUUAUAGGAAGUUUAUGUUAUUUGUAGGAAAAAUACAAGGAGCCCAGUUUUGACGAAUCAUUUUAACUAAUGGAAAUUUCCAUUAUGUAUAGUUAGUUUUAAAGGAAUGCAAUAAACCACAACAAUAGUCCCACUUACAACUAACUGUUCUUGCAAAAUUGACUCUCAAGCCUAGUUCCUGGGUGCAUUUGAAAUCAUUUCCUGAAUAGAAACAAAACCGAACAGAUUUGAUUUCCAUUUAUCUGUUGUUUCUGAGAUGAGGUUGAACCCGACCGGUAUUCAGAGACUAUUGCAGAGAAACAGAGAAUAAAUGUCUUCAGGAGGAAACCAGCUAUUUUCAGGAGUCCUUCAGUGGAGCAGUUCUUGAGCCAAGAAUAGCAGCAGUGAAUUGUGCCUCGGUGGUGAAGUGGCAGCGACCCUGAGAGUGUGGCCAAAGCUUUAAAGAGCCAUGGUGGUGAGAUCCAGGACACAGGGGCAACGCCGCUCGGAUGAGCCCCUGGCAGGAGCUGAAACAGCGCAGCUGAAACGUGCCCCAUUUACCACAUCAUUAAUAUGUAUUUGGGGCAGGUAGGAGGGGAAAUAAUCGUAAAGGAGCGUAUUGGGCAUGCUGGAAAUUUGCGGGAAUUAGCCUUCGAGAUUUGCGUGUGGGCACCGAUAAAAGCCCUCUACGUGCAGUCUUGGCAUUUAUGAUGAUCUUUAGGCCCUAAAAAUGUAAAGCUGACCCCAUUCUGAGUGCUCCUGUGCCGUGGAGGGAGCCGAGGCUCCCAGCCCAGGGUGUUCCAAGAUGGUCGGUCCCGCUGUGCGAGCGCAGGCAGCGCCCGCUCCUGCCGCAUUGUUCGGGCAGCUCUUCCCUGCCUCUAUAAACAACUGCGCUGCUGAUUAAUGCGCUCGCAUUUGCCACUUAGAGCUGGUUUAGAUAGAGGCAGGGAAGUCAUUAAGGGCUUGGCAGCAGUCCAGGGUACAUCUGGGACUUGGGAGCUGCCGCUGGGGCAGGGAGGAGGGUGGCAGGCGGGAGCUGGGGCAGGGGAGAGGACGCUUGGCACAGGAAGGAGCCGGGGCAGGGAGGAGAGCGAUGAGGCAGGAGCUGGUGCUGGAGCAGGGAGGCGGAUGAUGGGCAGGAGAUGGGGCUGGGAGAGAGGAGGACACUGGACGGGAGGCACAGAUGGGGCUGGGAAGAGGAGGAGGACACUGGGCGGGAGGCGAGAGAUGGGGCUGGGAAAGGGAGGAAGGCACUGGGCAGGAGGAGGCAGGAGGAUGCCGGGCAGGAGUGAGGAAGAGGGCACUGGGCAGGAGCUGGGGCAGGAGGAAGGAGGAGGACUCCAGGCAGGGGCAGGCGUUAGGCAGCGCCCGCGUCCUCUCUUGGCUGACUUUCAAAAGCGGCAGAAAAGCAGCUACGGGCGCUAAUUGUAGCCGGGUCCCGAAGUGAAAAUGUUUUGUGACAGUUGAAAGAAUUUAAAGAGGAAGGAAGAUCGGUUUAGUGUCAGCUGCAAUUAGAUAAUCAAAGCUUAAAAAUCCUGCUCUGUUGAUACCUUCACCUAGAGCCGGGGAGCGGAGCCCGGGGAAGGGGGAGGAGGGCUGUGCGUGGAAAGGGCAUUUCCAUAGCCAGUGCAGCCGAGGCCCGGCCGAGCUCGCAGGUUGUCUGGGCGCGCGCUCGCACAGAGAGAUUUUCUUGGCAGCUCUACAGGAUGAGGCUUACACUGUACACAGCCGACAUAUUGAAGCCGGGAGCCCUGGAGAACGUAGAGGCAGGAGUAGAAACAGCUCUGCACACAAUGUAGCGUCUCCUAGGAUGGUUGGGCGGCUCCUUUCUUCAGAUCUCAGCCACAGUGGAUUGGGAGACCAUUAUGAGAAUUCCCACUGGGGACAGCAGCCCGCUUUCAGGAGUGAAGGCAACUGCAGCUGGGAUAAAGUGAUAAUAGACAGGACUGACAAGGAAGCGUGGCCUUCCAUUACCGGAGCUGAGACUGAGUCUGCCUCAGAAUGUACUACAGACACUGACUCUGCCUCCAACUGUGGCUCAGAGAACAGUAGCAUGGCUACAGGGAGUGCCCAAGGCAACUUCACUGGACAUACAAAGAAAACUAAUGGCAAUAAUGGCGCCAACGGAGCACUCGUCCAAAGCACUUCUAACCAGAGUGCCCUUGGAGCUGGUGGAGCCAACGGCAACGGCAGCUCGGCCAGGGUGUGGGGGGUGGCUGCGGGCUCCGGCUCUGGCCUAGCUCACUGCUCUGCCAGUGGUGGGGAUGGAAAGAUGGACAACAUGAUGGGAGACGGUAGAAGUCAGAACUGCUGGGGUGCUUCCAACUCGAAUGCUGGCAUUAAUCUUAACCUUAACCCUAAUGCCAAUCCAGCUGCCUGGCCUGUACUUGGACAUGAAGGAACUGUGGGAGCAGGCAACCCUUCCAGUAUUUGCAGUCCAGUCAGUGCCAUAGGUCAGAACAUGGGCAACCAGAAUGGGAACCCAACAGGCACCUUAGGUGCUUGGGGAAACUUGCUGCCGCAAGAGAGCACAGAACCACAAACGUCCACUUCUCAGAAUGUGUCUUUCAGCGUACAACCUCAGAACCUUAACACUGAUGGACCAAAUAACACUAACCCCAUGAACUCUUCACCAAACCCUAUCAAUGCAAUGCAGACAAACGGACUGCCGAACUGGGGGAUGGCCGUGGGCAUGGGGGCCAUCAUCCCGCCCCACCUGCAAGGCCUUCCUGGUGCUAACGGAACAGCGGUUUCUCAAGUCAGCGGGGGCAGUGGUGAAGGAAUGGGCAGUUCAGUAUGGGGGAUGUCCCCAGGUAAUCCUGCCGCAGGAAACAGCAAUUCUGGGUUCAGUCAGGGGAAUGGAGACACUGUGAACUCAGCAUUAAGUGCUAAACAAAACGGAUCCAGCAGUGCUGUGCAAAAGGAAGGAAACGGAGCGAACGCGUGGGACUCGGGGCCCCCCUCUGGCCCCGGGGUCCUGGCGUGGGGCAGGGGCGGUGGCGGGGUUGGCAGUGUGCAUUCUGGAGCCUGGGGCCACCCCAACCGCGGCGCCAGCAACGGCGUCAACGGGGAGUGGGGCAAGCCCCCAAACCAGCAUUCCAAUAGCGACAUCAAUGGGAAAGGAUCAACAGGGUGGGAUAGCUCGAGUGUUACCAGUCCGAAUCCUGCCAUGCAGCAGGGCAAUGAACAAAUGAACUCUUGGGCCAAAGCUGCAGCAUCUGGCACCACGGCUAGUGAAGGAAGCAAUGACAGCGGUGGGAGUCAAAAUGAAGGCAGUACUGGGAGGGAGGGGGCUGGAGAGGGCAGGAGGAGAGACAAAGGGAUGAUAGACCAAGGGCAAGUUCAGUUGCCAAGAAAUGACCUUGACCCCAGGGUCCUGUCCAAUACGGGGUGGGGACAGACCCCUGUGAAGCAAAACACUGCCUGGGAAUUUGAAGAGUCCCCGAGGUCUGAACGGAAGAAUGACAAUGGAACUGAGGCCUGGGGUUGUGCAGCUACUCAAUCUUCAAACUCAGGGGGGAAGAACGAUGGGUCCAUCAUGAACAGUACAAAUACCUCUUCAGUAUCUGGGUGGGUCAACUCUCCACCGGCAGCUGUUCCAACAAAUACAGGUUGGGGAGACAAUAACAACAAAGCACCAAAUGGCCCGGGGGGGUGGGGAGAGUCAGCAAGCUCUACUACUGUUAAUAAUGCUGCUGCUGCCAAAAGCGGCCACACUUGGAGUGGGACCGCAAAUCAGGAGGACAAAUCACCUACCUGGGGUGAACCUCAGAAACCCAAAUCUCAAAACUGGGGAGAUGGACAGAAAUCAAAUCCAAGCUGGACUUCAGGAGGUGGAGACUGGACAGAUUCAUCAUCUGUUCCUGGACACUUGGGUGAUGGGAAGAAGAAUGGAUCUGGAUGGGAUUCUGACAAUAGAUCAGGGUCUGGCUGGAAUGAUUCCACAAAGUCUGGGACCAGUGGGUGGGGGAAUGGCACAAACAGCAAGGCUAAUACAGGUACAAGUUGGGGGGAAUCUUUAAAGCCAGGCCCCCAACAAAAUUGGGCUAAUAAACCCCAGGACAACAAUGUGAGUAACUGGGGAGGAGCUGCUUCUGUGAAACAGACGGGGUCAGGGUGGGUUGGUGGGCCAGUGCCAGCCAAACAAAAAGAGAACUGUGAGGCAACUGGCUGGGAAGAGCCAUCUCCACCGUCCAUUCGCCGCAAGAUGGAAAUCGAUGAUGGUACCUCAGCUUGGGGCGACCCAAAUUACAACAACAACAAGACUGUAAACAUGUGGGAUAGAAAUAAUCCUAUAAUUCAGAGCAGUACCACAACCAACACCACCACCACUAGCACCAUUAUCAACACCAACAUGGUUGAACCUCAGCCAUCGCACCAGUCAAGUGCCCAGCCGAACCGGUCCCCGCUGCUUGGCCCAGCAGGCUGGGGAGAGAUGCCUGCUGUCCACACCAAGAGCGAAGCUUCCUGGGGAGAGCCCUCCUCCCCUUCUGCUGCAGUUGAUAAUGGCACUUCGGCCUGGGGGAAGCCCCCCAGCAGUGGGACCGGGUGGGGAGAGAAUCCUGCCGAGCCAGCAGGGACCUAUGGAAGAACAAACGCUCCAGCUGCUGCCCCAGCACUGUGCAAACCAGCUUCAAAAUCUAUGCAAGAAGGCUGGGGCAGUGGUGGGGAUGAUGUGAAUCUCAGUACUAGUCAGUGGGAAGAUGAAGAAGGAGAUAUGUGGAAUAAUACUGCUUCACAAGAGAGCAGCUCCUCCUGUAAUUCCUGGGGGAAUGCCCCGAAGAAAGGACUUCAAAAGCCCAAAACAAAUCCGCGCUUGUCCCUUGGUACUUUCUGGAGAACUGAAAGGAAGAGACUUCUUAAGGAUAUUGUGAUAGACAAGCUGCACAAAGAUCUUUUAAAGGGCAUGAAGACACCUAGCAAGCAGGAUGAGGCCUGGAUCAUGAACCGUCUGAUAAAACAGCUCACAGACAUGGGCUUCCCUAGAGAGCCAGCGGAAGAGGCCUUGAAGAGCAACAGUAUGAAUCUUGAUCAGGCCAUGAGUAAGUAUCUGUGUGCUCUGCUGGAAAAGAAGGUGGAAAUGGACAAGCGUGGAAUGGGAGUGACCGACUAUAAUGGAAUGGUCACCAAACCCCUUGGCUGCCGCCCACCACCAAUCUCCAAAGAGUCUUCCAUGGACCGCCCCACCUUCCUUGACAAGCUCACCCUUUCUUUCUCCAAUCAGGAUGGCGGCCUAGUGGAAGAGCCCACUACUUCACCAUUUUUGCCUUCACCAAGCCUGAAGCUCCCCCUUUCAAACAGUGCACUCCCUAAUCAGACCCUGGGCGGGAUUGCCUCAGGGCUGGGCAUGCAAAACUUGAAUUCUUCUAGACAGAUACCGAGUGGCAAUCUGGGUAUGUUUGGCAAUAGCGGAGCAGCACAAGCCAGGACCAUGCAACAGCCGCAGCAACCGCCAGUGCAACCUCUUAAUUCAUCCCAGCCUAGUCUUCGUGCUCAAGUGCCUCAGUUUCUAUCCCCUCAGGUUCAAGCACAGCUUUUGCAGUUUGCAGCAAAAAACAUUGGUCUCAGCCCUGCACAGUUAACCUCGCCAAUUAAUAAUCCUCAGCAUAUGACGAUGUUGAACCAGCUCUAUCAGCUGCAGCUGGCGUACCAACGUUUACAAAUCCAGCAGCAGAUGUUACAGGCUCAGCGUAACGUUUCCGGACCCAUGAGACAACAGGAGCAGCAAGUUGCACGUACAAUCAAUAACAUGCAGCAGCAGAUCCAGCAGCACCAGCGCCAGCUGGCCCAGGCCCUGCUUAUGAAGCAGCAGCCUCCCCCUCCACAUCUAUCUUUGCACCCCUCUGCAGGCAAAUCAGCCAUGGAUAGCUUUUCACCCCAUCCCCAGGCUCCCGGCCUUCCUGACCUGCAGACCAAAGAGCAACAGUCUUCACCGAACACCUUUGCUCCUUACCCUCUUGCUGGACUGAACCCGAACAUGAAUGUAAAUAACAUGGACAUUACUGGUGGUUUGUCAGUGAAGGACACUUCUCAGUCCCAGUCUCGCCUUCCUCAGUGGACACACCCCAACUCAAUGGAUAAUCUGUCUAGUGCUGCUUCUUCUCUUGACCAGAACUCCAGCAAGCACGGUGCUAUCCCUGGAGGUUUGAGUAUUGGUCCUCCGGGAAAGUCCUCCCUCGAUGACUCCUACGGCCGCUAUGAUCUGAUGCAGAACAGUGAGUCUCCUGCCAGCCCACCUGUAGCUGUUCCUCACAGCUGGUCACGUGCCAAAUCCGAUAGUGAUAAGAUUUCCAAUGGCUCCAGCAUAAACUGGCCACCAGAGUUUCACCCAGGAGUGCCAUGGAAAGGACUGCAGAAUAUUGAUCCUGAAAACGACCCCGAUGUUACUCCUGGCAGUGUUCCAACUGGGCCUACCAUAAACACCACGAUACAGGAUGUGAAUCGCUAUCUGCUCAAGAGUGGAGGGUCAUCCCCAACAUCAUCUCAGAAUGCCACGCUGCCUUCAUCGAGUGCCUGGCCGCUUAGUGCCUCCGGCUACAGUAGCUCUUUCAGCAGCAUUGCAUCUGCACCUAGCAUUGCAGGUAAACUGUCAGACAUCAAGUCCACGUGGUCCUCUGGCCCAAUCUCUCACACCCAAGCCUCUCUGUCCCACGAACUCUGGAAGGUACCCAGAAACACUACAGCUCCAACCAGACCUCCUCCAGGCUUAACCAACACCAAGCCAUCCUCCACGUGGGGUGCCAGUCCCCUGGGCUGGACCAGCUCUUACUCCUCUGGUUCUGCAUGGAGUACUGACAGCUCAGGGAGAACAAGCAGCUGGCUGGUUCUGCGGAACCUCACCCCCCAGAUCGACGGCUCCACGCUGCGCACGCUGUGUCUGCAGCACGGCCCUCUCAUCACAUUCCACCUGAACCUGACCCAAGGCAAUGCUGUGGUCCGAUACAGCUCCAAGGAGGAAGCAGCCAAGGCCCAGAAGUCUCUGCACAUGUGCGUCCUGGGCAACACCACCAUCCUGGCGGAGUUUGCUGGUGAGGAGGAGGUGAACCGUUUCCUGGCGCAGGGGCAGGCGCUGCCGCCCACCUCCAGCUGGCAGUCCAACACUGGAUCCACGCCGAGCCGCCUGGGCUCCUCGGGCAGCUCCCACGGGCUGGUGCGCCCCGACGCCGGCCACUGGAACCCCCCGUGCCUGGGGGGCAAGGGCAGCAGCGACCUGCUCUGGGGGGGGGUGCCCCAGUACUCCAGCAGCCUUUGGGGACCCCCCAGCGCCGACGACGGCCGGGUCAUCGGGAGCCCCACGCCCCUCAACACCCUCCUGCCGGGGGAUCUGCUCAGCGGAGAGUCCAUCUAGGAGAAGCAACGGAAGGAACAAUCAUCAGCACUAAAGGAUAACAGAGAAUUUAAAAAAAAAAAAAAAUUAAUAAAAUUUAAAAAAAAAAAAUAAAAAUGGUAACCCUUUCCAGUCCCGGGCUUGAUGAAGAAUCCAGCUUUAACCCAUGAGACUGGCAGCCCUCCUUAGUACCUCUGUCCAAUAUUGAAUCUGAAACUGCAGAAGUCCUUGUGAACUGUUCCUGAAACAGUAUGGGCUCCUUUGGUCAGUGUCACAUGCUAAUGACAGGUUUUACUUUUUUCAUGGCUUUUUGUUUGUUUGUUUGUUUGUUUUAUGUCGUCUUUUUAUGUUUGUAUGGUGACUUUUCAAAACCAAGUAUAAAAGCUGCUUAGAAUAGGUCUAUCAUGAAGGGCACUUUUCAGAAUUUGGGCUGGAAAGGGUUAUUUUAUCAACUGGGGGGGGUGGGAAGGGGAAAUGAAAGCCUAUUUAAAUGAGCCUGUGACUAUUAUGCACAUUACAGAGGCGGACCCAAUAAUCAGAAAGGGUGAAGUGUGAUAUUUUACCAUUGGUACAGAAAAGUGAUGAUUCCGAGUGGCAACUCUGGACUGUACAGGUUGAGAGGGGGGGAGGGAGGGCAGGGUUGGGGUAUCUCUGUGUCCACUACUCCCAUGGAUCUGCCUAUGCACAUUACCCUUGUUUCAUUACUUUUUCAUGUCAUUUUUUUAAACCCAAAAAAAUAUAAAAAGUAAAAAAAAAAAAAAAAAAAGAAUAAAAAAAAUCAACAAAGAAAAAAAUACUUAAAAAAAAAAGCAACAAACCAUAUCAACAUGCAAAUACUUGAAUCCAGCAGGCCAAUAACAAAAUGUGAACACUUUCUAAGUUGAAUUAUUACACUUCCAGGUCAGCAUCAGUACACAAAAAAACAGGCUCUAAGAAUUUUGUUUUUUAAACGUUCAGACUCUAUGUUUUUGUUGGGACAGAUGUGAGUGUGUGUGCGUGGCUGCCUGCGUGUGUGUGUGUGCCCACGUGUGGUUUAACUCAACGUGUGAAGUUUUUUUUCCUUUGGUUCAGUAUAUGCUUUUUAUUUGCUCAUUGGUCAAAUGUUUAAUUGUUAUUAGCUUCUAACUUUGCACUGAGUGUCCGCAGCCCUUCUUGUAGCUAAUCCUGUAAUGGUAAAAACACACAAAAAAACAAAAAAAAAAAAAGAAAAAAAAAAGGAAAAAAAAAGAAAGAAACUGAUAGAAGGGGCCGGCGACAAUUCACGUGUAAAUGUUUACUCAAGGACUCUUAUUGCAUUUUAAAAAUUACAGUGUGUAUCUCUGGAGAAUAAUAUGUAUAUCUACCUUUAGCGGCUUUUUAUUGUGGACUAAUGCAAGAAAACGAUUACCGGAGUAUUGCACCAUUUUUCCAUUCGGAAUAUAAAGUUUAAAAAAAAAAAAAUACUCUUGUUGAACUGUGGCCAUAGAUAAUUGUAAAGAGUUGAUAGUUCCCUUGCAAGCAGGAACAGAAACAAGCACUUGGACAUAAGUUUUGACUGCUUUUGGAGGAGCCAGGAGUUUAGGCUCCCACCUGUUUACAGACCUUUUUUUCUCCUUCAAACUUUAAAAUAAAAAAAAAAAAAAGGAAUUACAAAAAAAAAAAAAAAAAGAGAAAAAAACAAAACAAAAAAAAAGACUUCCAUCGUAAAGAAAACUAUUUUCAGAAUGAAGAUAUGCUACUUCAGAGCUCUGGGAUUGAACAGUGUUGUUGUAUUAUCCUUUUCUUUGGCCAUUGCUGUGUACUAUUUUUGUUGUUGUUUUCCUCUUCGUCAAAGUGGCGAAAACUUUGUGAUCACUAUCUUGCACAUGGUGGAAGAUGUCUCAGGAAAGCCGGGUUUCCCGAGGAGCAACUCCACACCAUUUCAUGUAUUUUUAAAACCCAACUCCUAGCACUGAAGAUAUUAUUAAAAAACAAAAUAAAAUAAAAAAAAAAAAAGACAGUAAGAAAGAAGAAAAAUACCUAAUCUAAUGUGUAGCAGUUACAUAUUUACCAAAUAAUGGACUCAAAAGAAAUAGAUGUUUGAAGAGUGCUUUAUAUAUUAAAAAAUCGCUUUAUGUUUAAAAAAGAUCAAUGUUUUUGAUUGUUUUGAAAGGAAGAAAGACAAUGGAAUAACAUACACUUCAAGUAUGUUUUAAAAAUUAUAUGAACAUUGUGCUCCCUGCCUGCUUGGAUCAGGAAACUUGUGCAUUACAUUUUUUUUUUUUUUGGAAGAUUAGCUUUUUAAUGGUUUUAUCAGAUUUAAAGGGUCCUGCAAGAUUGCAAAUUAACAAAAGCUGGUUUUAUAGAGGAUCAUGAACUAUGCACAACUGGGUUCAAGACUUGUUUUUGGUUUUUUUUUUUCCUCAAGUUUUAGUAGUGUAUUUAGCUGAAUAACCUUUCCUCAGAGUAAUUGCAUCUCAUUGCCAUUACACGCCUCCUACAUAUAUAUUUUAUAUAUACAUAUAUAUACACACACACACUUAUAUAAAAUAUGUAUGUGUGUAUGUGCGUGUUUACAUACAAUUUUCCAUGCUGAAGUUUAGCAUUGAGUUGUAGAAAAACUCCUGAUAUUUUCAAAUUGGGAAUGAAAAUUUCUGUUGGAGGGGUUGGGGGGUGGGGGAACGGGUGGGUUUUGUUUUUAGGGGCUUUUUUUUUUUUUUUUUUUGCCUUUCCUUUUGAAUUAAAAGAUGUCUGUAACUCUGAGAUUAAAAAGAAAACCAACAAUUGUGGCUUUUAAUGUUUAUUCUCCUCAUAGAAUGUGAUUGUUAAAAGAACAUGCACCGAAAGUUGCUUUCAAGAGUACGAAGAUUCUUUGAAACUUAAUAAAUUGCAGUUUUUUCUUG
Motacilla alba alba is the source of this 16852-nucleotide messenger RNA. It is a transcript of the gene TNRC6C, whose product is annotated as trinucleotide repeat containing adaptor 6C. Gene Ontology annotation, cellular component: P-body; nucleoplasm. Gene Ontology annotation, biological process: miRNA-mediated post-transcriptional gene silencing; positive regulation of nuclear-transcribed mRNA poly(A) tail shortening. Gene Ontology annotation, molecular function: protein binding; RNA binding. Bases 8475 to 14012 code for a protein of 1845 amino acids. The transcript has 21 exons. Lineage: Eukaryota; Metazoa; Chordata; Aves; Passeriformes; Motacillidae. The record is from RefSeq and is a predicted model, not a curated record.